Betta splendens (Siamese fighting fish) is the source of this 1177-nucleotide messenger RNA. It is a transcript of the gene rpa2, whose product is annotated as replication protein A2. Gene Ontology annotation, molecular function: DNA binding. Gene Ontology annotation, cellular component: chromosome, telomeric region; nucleus; DNA replication factor A complex. The record is from RefSeq and is a predicted model, not a curated record. The transcript has 9 exons. Gene Ontology annotation, biological process: DNA replication; double-strand break repair via homologous recombination; nucleotide-excision repair. NCBI's taxonomy places the organism in Eukaryota, Metazoa, Chordata, Actinopteri, Anabantiformes, Osphronemidae. Bases 144 to 965 code for a protein of 273 amino acids.
AAUGCGCACGCGCACUACGUCAAGUUUAACGCGGGACCUCUGAGGGAAGAAUCCUGCAGAUCUGUAUACGGCUGUUGUAUCAGCUCCACACUGUGAAUAACAGCUUAUAUAACAUUUUAUUAACUUAAAGACAAAGUGUCAACAUGUGGAAUCAGGGUGGUUACAGUGAGUCCAGUAUGGUCGGAGGUUACACUCAGUCUCCAGGAGGUUUUGCAUCACCUGCCUUAUCCCAGGGGGGAGAGAAGAAAGGGAGAACCCGUGCUUCACAAAUAGUCCCCUGCACAGUGUCCCAGCUGAUGUCUGCUUCCCAGGCAGAUGAGUCCUUCAAAGUAGGAGAUGUAGAAGUUGCCCAGGUUACAAUUGUGGGUGUCAUCAGAAGCACAGAUAAAUCUAUGACCAACAUCCAGUACAAGGUUGACGACAUGACGGGUGCACCCAUGGACGUGAAGCAGUGGGUAGACACAGAGGACCCGAGUGUAGACAGCACUGUCCUGCCUCCUGGCACAUAUGUCAAAGUCUCUGGAAAUCUACGCUCUUUUCAGAAUCACAGAUCUCUCGUGGCAUUCAGCGUCAGGCCGCUAGAGGACAUGAAUGAAAUUACAUCACAUAUGCUGGAGGUUGUCCAAGCACACAUGGUGCUCAGUAAACCUCAAACCAUGUCAGGAGCCGGAGGGGGAAUGAAUGUCAAUGUCAUGUCACGACCAGGCAUGGGGAACAUGGGAGGCAGCUACUCUGGUGCUGCUGACAUGGCUAACAAUGGUUUAAGUGCAAACCAGAACCAGGUGCUUAGAUUGAUAAGAAGCUGCCCAGACCCACAGGGCAUCAGCAUUCAGGACCUAAAGCAAAGACUCAGUGGCAUGAGCUUGGCCGUCAUCAAGCAGGCGGUGGAAUUCCUGAGCAAUGAGGGGCACAUUUUUUCCACCAUUGAUGAAGAUCAUUUCAAAUCAACAGACAAUGAUGACUAGACAUCUUAACAGCUCAGCAGUAGCAGCUGUAAGAUGACUUAUUCAGUUUGUGAAUAAGAAAUAAUAUUCCUGUGUUCUUGUUCUAAUGUUCUGUUAAGGUCCUGCAGCUGGUUCUAGAUAAUAUGAUACAAUACAGCUAUUGCCAUGGUAUCUUUCUUUGUUUGCCUGUUCGUUUAAAGCAUUUUGAAAUAUUAAAGAUUUGGUACAUUUCA